Anopheles moucheti is the source of this 1005-nucleotide messenger RNA. Its product is annotated as carboxypeptidase B-like. NCBI's taxonomy places the organism in Eukaryota, Metazoa, Arthropoda, Insecta, Diptera, Culicidae. Gene Ontology annotation, molecular function: zinc ion binding; metallocarboxypeptidase activity. The record is from RefSeq and is a predicted model, not a curated record. Gene Ontology annotation, biological process: proteolysis. Bases 40 to 1005 code for a protein of 321 amino acids. The transcript is spliced from 3 exons.
GGGCUUACAUUCGGCACCUCGGUACCAGUGUUGUCUAAGAUGCGCAGUCUGCUCGUACUACCCUUGCUUGUGGCCCUUGUGGCAGGGGCAACACUUGACUUUAACCACUACUGGACUGCCCAGGAGAUCGACGAAUACAUCGGUGAGCUUACCAGCGAGUUCCCGACGCUAGCGACCGCAGUUAACGUUGGCACCAGUACGGAAGGACGUCCAAUUCGUGCGAUCCGCGUCAGCAAGGACAACGUCGCCAAUCGACCAUUAGUCAUCGUCGAAGCAGGCAUACGCGGACGCGAAUGGAUCUCUCCGAUGUCUGCUAACUACAUUCUGCACGAGAUCGUCGAGCAUUAUUACGAGUUCGGACACAUUCUGGAUAACGUCAACUUCCUGGUUGUGCCGCUGCUCAACCCGGACGGUUACGAGUACUCACGCACCACCACCAACCGCCACUGGCUGAAGUCACGCAGCGUGAAUGGGAACGGAUGUUUUGGAAUUGAUCUAACCCGUAAUUUUGGUUACCUCUGGAAUACCGUUGCAGGAAGCACUGAUGCUUGUUCGGAUAGCUAUGUCGGUACUGGUGCCUUUUCAGCCCCGGAAACGGCCGCCAUGCGGGAUCUCAUCCAAAGCAACAGUGAUAAUCUGGUCCUGUACCUCAGCAUCCAGUCCGCCGAUCAGAUGGUGCUGUACCCGUUCUCGCACAGUGCCAUGACCCAUCCGAGCAAUGUGGCCGAGCUGCGCACCCUCGGCAACAGCGUGGCCCUUGCGUUGAUGAGUCAGAAUGGACGUAUCUUUACCACUGGAGGUGCCGGACUGUUGCAACCGGCCGCCUCGGGUAGUAGCAUCGACUUUGUGGCCGGUACCGUUCAGCCCGAUUUGGUGUUUACGCUCGAAACGGGUGCCGGUGGUAGCUAUGGGUAUGACGUACCCGAAUCGCAAAUGGGUGAGAUACUUAGCGAGACCACGCACGGGUUCCUCACGAUGGCGGAAUACGUAGCGAAUAAUAAGUGA